AUGCCCAAAGACUACAUCGCACGACUCGUUUACGAUCGCGCUCAUUUAUCCAUUGCUAUCGUCAAGAUGCCUCUUCAGGUCAUUGGCGGAAUCACAUUUCGAGAAUUCCGCGACCGCCAGUUUGCCGAAAUCGGUUUUUGCGCGGUCUCGGCUGAUCAGCAAGUGAAAGGAUACGGUGCACAUAUCAUGGCCCAUUUAAAGGAUUACGUCAAAGCCACUUCCCCGGUAAUACAUUUUCUAACUUACGCCGAUAAUCAUGCCACUGGGUACUUUCAAAAGCAAGGUUUCACGAAAGAUAUCACUCUCGAUAAGUCGAUCUGGAUGGGGUAUAUCAAGGAUUACGAAGGGGGUACCCUGAUGCAAUGCUCUCUCAUUCCCCGAAUCCGGUACCUCGAAGUUGGUCGAAUGCUUCUUAAGCAGAAGGAGUGUAUUCUAGCCAAAAUACGUACCUUCAGCCAGAAUCAUGUUGUCCACCCACCACCUCAACAAUGGACUAAUAGGGUUAUCACUCCAAUCGACCCUACCUCUAUUCCGGCCAUUCGGGCAACGGGCUGGUCUCCAACGAUGGAUGAGUUAUCACGCGAACCACGCCGUGGUCCUCAUUACAACGAAAUGCGGCGUUUUUUAAACCAUAUCCAAAAUCACAAACGUGCAUGGCCCUUCGUUAGUCCGGUCAACAAGGACGAAGUUCCUGAUUAUUACAACGUCAUCAAGUCACCCAUGGAUCUGUUGACCAUAGAGAAAAGACUGGAUGGCGAUAUUUACAGUGCUUCAAAAGAGCUUGUCGACGAUCUCAAGUUAAUUUUUAGCAACUGCCGUCAGUUCAACGACGCAACAACAGUGUACACUAAGUGCGCGGUUCAACUGGAAAAGUUUAUGUGGAAACUCAUCAGGGAUAUUCCGGAGUGGCACAAUCUACUUGAGGAAUGA
This is a messenger RNA of Penicillium coprophilum, 930 nucleotides long. Its product is annotated as Histone acetyltransferase GCN5. Gene Ontology annotation, molecular function: histone H3 acetyltransferase activity; protein binding. Gene Ontology annotation, cellular component: histone acetyltransferase complex. The record is from RefSeq and is a predicted model, not a curated record. The transcript has a single exon. Gene Ontology annotation, biological process: chromatin remodeling; positive regulation of transcription by RNA polymerase II. NCBI's taxonomy places the organism in Eukaryota, Fungi, Ascomycota, Eurotiomycetes, Eurotiales, Aspergillaceae. Bases 1 to 930 code for a protein of 309 amino acids.